AUGCUGACCAAAAUCGUAAUUGUAUGUUUGGGGCUUUUGUCCGUGGGCCGAGCUUGCGACAAUAAUAACUUGCAGCCUUUGGAAACGGCCAAGGCGUCGGCGAAAUGGAUGCAAGAUGGCUUCAAAAUGUCCAUGUUUGGUAACCCGGACAAAUACAUACCGCAUUCGAUGUACAUUGGUAAGUACCACGUAUUACAGAUGUGA
Molecule: messenger RNA, 204 nt
Organism: Macrosiphum euphorbiae (potato aphid)
Lineage: Eukaryota; Metazoa; Arthropoda; Insecta; Hemiptera; Aphididae
Source: the annotation of a GenBank genome assembly